Molecule: messenger RNA, 898 nt
Organism: Portunus trituberculatus (swimming crab)
Lineage: Eukaryota; Metazoa; Arthropoda; Malacostraca; Decapoda; Portunidae
Exons: 3
Coding region: 8-898 (296 amino acids)
Source: RefSeq, a predicted model, not a curated record
AUAUGCAAUGCGAAAGUUGCCCUCUCACCUUGAAUUCAUGGUGUCACAGACAUAUAGAUAUUUUUCACACAGCACGCUUCGUCAACAAAAGUAUGCAGAACUCUAUUCUACAAUCAACGUGGGAGAACAACCACUGAAGUUGCUGAAGUUGUCAGGGACGCGAUGGCUGGCUAUUGCACCAUGUAUAACAAGGAUUCUGGAGCAGUAUGAUGAGCUGAAACUCCAUUUUGAGAUAUCCAAAGAUGAGGAGGAGAAGAACUACACUGCCGAUUUGUUGUACCAGAUGUACUCAGAUCCUGCCAACAAGUUGUACUUGGCUUUUCUGCAGCCUGUGGUGUCCCAGGUCAACCGGGUUAACAAAUUGUUUGAGUCAGACCGGUGCAAUGCCAACAGACUCCUGGAAGAUUUGAUGUCCCUCUACAAGUCCAUUCUCCAGCGACUCAUGAUGCCGCGAACUUUCUGCACGUGGAAAGCUGUGGCAGAUUAUGAUGUGAACGACGAACGGAACCAUCUGCCGCUGGAAGCUGUGGACUUCGGUGUGAAGUUCUACAUCGAACUGGGUCAGAGCAGGUUGGACAGCGGAAUUGUUCACACCGUUAAGAAGCACGGGCGUGACUUCCUGAUGAAGCUUCUUCAGGAGCUGCAGCAAAGGCUUCCAUCAAAUAUUAACCAUCUCCAGAGCUUGGAUGCCCUGACCCCAGAAACCGUUCUCGGAGUGAGGAAACCAAGACUGCAGGAGCUGUCUUUCUUACCAAAAUAUUCGGGGGAUAUUGGUAAGCUCGACGAGCAGUGGCAAAGACUUGCAACUGUCAGCUGGCCAAAAGAUGUGAUAAACGACUCCGAAAAGUUUUGGUUAACUGUUCACAGCCACCAGGACGCCUCAGGGGCGGGAUUUUAA